This is a messenger RNA of Capronia epimyces CBS 606.96, 1431 nucleotides long. RefSeq lists its product as uncharacterized. Lineage: Eukaryota; Fungi; Ascomycota; Eurotiomycetes; Chaetothyriales; Herpotrichiellaceae. The transcript is spliced from 4 exons. Gene Ontology annotation, biological process: positive regulation of GTPase activity; endoplasmic reticulum to Golgi vesicle-mediated transport. The coding region runs from base 1 to 1431 and encodes 476 amino acids. Gene Ontology annotation, cellular component: endoplasmic reticulum membrane. Gene Ontology annotation, molecular function: GTPase activator activity. The record is from RefSeq and is a predicted model, not a curated record.
AUGCACGAGGCCGCCGGUAUGGGCUCUACGUGCAACGAGAAGCCGGUUCCCGGUUUGAGCGAGAGCAGUGAGCGGACUCCAGGGGAAGGCCAGGAAAAGGGCAAGGCCAUUCAAGAGGCCUGUGAGCGACGUGACUUUGAGACCCUGGCCAGGCUAGCAACCUCAACCGGUGGUCUUCUGACCGAUGACCUGCGCCGACAAGCUUGGCCGAUUCUACUGGGUUACAGCUCUGAAGACGAAGGACCAGCGCGACAAGACACCAACCGAUCCUGGCGGGAGCUUCCCCAGCAUACGGACGAGGACCAGGUCCGACUCGACGUUGAUCGUGCUUUCGUAUACUACCCUAAAGACGAAUCCGAGCAGUCGCUCGAGACGAAAAAGCGGCAGCUUUCUGACCUCAUUGUGUCAACAUUGAGAAGACAUCCCAUGCUCUCCUACUUCCAAAGCUAUCACGAUGUUGUACAAGUUCUGCUCCUUGUUCUUGGGCACACACGAGCUGUGGACGCCGUCCCACGAAUCUCACUGCUUCGGCUUCGCGACUACAUGCUGCCCACCAUCUCGCCGGCAAGAAAGCACUUUGAGCUUGUCUCGGCAAUCGUGAAAGCCGCCGAUCCCGAACUGGCCGAACACAUCUCGGAGGCCGAGAAUAGCUUCGCCUUGUCAGCAACUCACUCCUUAUUCGCUCACGACAUUCAGAAUUAUGCUGAUAUAGCGCGGCUGUACGAUUUUCUGCUCGCCCAUGAGCCAGUCAUGAGCAUCUAUCUAUUUGCGGCAAUCACGAUAUCACGGCGCUCGGAGUUGCUUGAGAUGCCUGCGGAUCAGUCUGACAUACUGACCUUCAUGAUAUCCAAGCUACCGCAAACUCUGGACAUCGACGCCUUGGUUCUGGAUACCCUGGCGUUGUUCCGGAGGCUGCCACCAGAAAGGCUCGAUGGGUUUAUCUGGUGGCGACUGUCUCGAUACAGUGUCCUCAAGACAUCACGUCAAAUCAGUCGGCCCCACAGUCUCGAGGAAGCCGAGUCUCUCUGCCAGAAGCAGAUUUCCCAACUACGCAGGGAUGAAUCCAUGAAGAAGACUGCAAGACUGCUCUUGCGGCACCAACGACCGAUCUUGUCGUUAACUGUCGCAUUGUUGGUGGCCGCCAUGUCAGUCUGGUCCAGAAAGAGUGGGCAGGAUAAAUUCUUCUGGACCUUGUUUUCGUCCGCCUCCCAGCUCUUUUCGAGAACGCGGGACCACGACAUAUGCCAGUUUUACGUCAAAGACAGCAGAGAAGCCACCGUGGGACAAACCUUGGCCCUGUGUGAUGAUCCUGCGCAUGACAGCGAGGUCAUCGUCCCUGAGCAGCCUCUCAGGACGACCCAACAAGGGUCGCACAUCCUCUUCCGGUUUGACUGCGCCGAGCCAGCAUACGAUGACAGUCUCCCGACGUAA